This is a messenger RNA of Drechmeria coniospora, 1479 nucleotides long. RefSeq lists its product as uncharacterized. The record is from RefSeq and is a predicted model, not a curated record. The transcript is spliced from 2 exons. Bases 1 to 1479 code for a protein of 492 amino acids. Lineage: Eukaryota; Fungi; Ascomycota; Sordariomycetes; Hypocreales; Ophiocordycipitaceae.
AUGUCAUGGCUACGAGACGAUUACGAGGCCUUUGAAAAGUCGGCCAACACCUCCCGGUCACCUUCGGCACGACAGUGGUCGCUGCUCGUGUGGGAUGUGACGGAGGGUGCGUUCAGCUCCUGGCAUCCGUACGUCGGUGUGGGCAGGUGGACGGACGCUGACGCGGCGAAGAAAAUCCCCAGGGCCAAUGGCGUCGAGAAUCAAAUGCUCAAUCUCUACAUUCAAAGGCACGCCUGCGAAUCAUCUCGAUGGAGCUUCGCACCGCUUCAUGGCCCCGAGAGGCAAAGCCUUCCCGACGUCCUCGACCUCUUUCGAAUCCUCCACGUCCCUACCGACUUCUCCAUGGAGCGCACACGGGCCGUGUGUCACAGUUUCGGCCACCGAACCGACGACCACGGCACCUGCUCUUGGUUCCACUUCCUCUGCAAGAACAUCAGCGUCAAGCGAGAGGACGGCAAGACGCCCGAGGUCGACAUGCAGAUGCCCAGCCGAUGGGGCCGAGGUCCUACCCUUCCGCAGGCAGACUACAGCUGGCUCGUCUCGAGCUUCUUCAUGCGCGUCCACGACGACGGCAGCGUCGUGCUCGCGUGCUUUGGUGCGAGGCAUCACGUGCGCACGAGGAUCGAGGCGUUUGCGCUUAAGGGGACGUGGCACGACGUUGCCGUCAACCCCUACGUGCUGUUCGAUCUCAUCCUGGACGGUCUGUGGUUCGAGGUGGACGAGACGGUGUGGAACAUGAAUUCCGUCUUUGGCUCGCUCGAGCAUGUACGUUGCCUCGCCGCCACUCCGACGCGGGCCAUGAUGACGCUGACCUCGCAGGCCAUCCUCGAGAUUGCCCACACGAAAGAGUAUGCGCAGCUGAACACGAGACUGUCGUUUGCUGCCCUUCACAACUGCGCCAAGCACAUCAUAUACCUCAGCGAAGGCCUCGAAGCCUGCCUUCUCGUCGUCGACGAGGUCCUGGACAAUUGCGACGGCGAUUGGGACCGAGACAAGACCUCCCUCGACGGUCGGACCCGUGUGCUCAAGCAGCUCAAGGGGUGCCUCCGCUAUCGGCGGUCCCUGUACCUCUCGACCCAACUGCGGCUCGGCAGCCUGCAGAAGCGAAUCGACAACGUCAUCGCCCUCGCGUUCAACGUCGUUACCCAAAAGGACUCGAUGGUUGUGACGCGCGACUCGAGUGUCAUGAAGGUCAUUGCCGCCAUCACCAUCGUCUUCCUGCCUACGACGGGCAUCGCCACCGUUGCCGGCUCGCAGCUGCUUGUCUCGGAGUGGCAAAAGGACAGCAACUCGUGGACGGUCAGGCCGACGCCGCUGUUCUGGCUGACCUGGUGGAUAGCGAUCCCGGUGACGGUCUGCGUGCUCCUCAUGACGUUUGCGUGGCAGUGGUACAUGAACAGCGAGCGGGCCCAGAGUGAAUCUCGCCGACUCUCUGCCAUGCUGAAGGCGAGGUUGAGGCCUGCAGAAACGAGGAAGUGA